AUGAGCGCGGGUUCGAUUGAGCAAGAGCCGUCGCGCAAGCUGGCCUGCUGCGGGGUGCCCCUCAUCACCGAGGACAUGCAGUCCCUGGCCAUCCGCACCCUCUCGGGCACCGACAUCAGCAAGCACUACGACCUCAUCCGCGAGCUCGGCAAAGGCACCUACGGCAAGGUAGACCUGGUGUCCCACAAAAGCACAGGCACCAAGAUGGCCCUAAAGUUCGUCAACAAGAGCAAGACAAAGCUGAAGAACUUCCUGCGGGAGUUCAGCAUCACCAAUACGCUCUCCUCCAGCCCCUUCAUCAUCAAAGUCUUUGACGUGGUCUUCGAGACUGAGGACUGCUACGUCUUCGCUCAGGAGUAUGCCCCCGGUGGGGACCUCUUCGACAUCAUCCCGCCACAG
Molecule: messenger RNA, 399 nt
Organism: Pterocles gutturalis (yellow-throated sandgrouse)
Lineage: Eukaryota; Metazoa; Chordata; Aves; Pterocliformes; Pteroclidae
Gene: SBK1
Product: SH3 domain binding kinase 1
Exons: 2
Biological process (GO): peptidyl-serine phosphorylation; peptidyl-threonine phosphorylation
Molecular function (GO): ATP binding; protein serine/threonine kinase activity
Source: RefSeq, a predicted model, not a curated record